GCCGGCGUGUGGGCAUCUGGGGCCUGCCCACCCGGACGUGUCUUUUUCCCUCCCUGAUUCGACAGGGCCGCCUACCGCGGAGGCGCUCGAUGCCGCAGGUGGUAGCCCCGAGUCUCCCGGGCGAGCGAGGCUUGCUUUCCCCCCGGAGGCCGCCCCUGCCUCAGAGCUUGGACACGUUUUCUUCCACGGCCCUGCCUUCUGAGGACCUCUGCUUUCUUCACCACAGCUUCUUCAGGUAUGAGGAGGAGAUGGAAGCACAUUCUCACGCGGUCUCAUCCCUGCCAGCUGUGAGCUUCAAGGACGUGGCUGUGACCUUCACGCAGGAGGAGUGGGGACAACUGGAUCUGGCCCAGAGGAGACUAAACCACACCGUGACUCUGGAGACCUGCAGCCACCUGGUCUCUCUGGGGCUUCUGCUUUCCAAACUGGAUGUGAUCAGCUGGCUGGAGCAAGGACAAGACCCAUGGAGAGCAGAACAGGGACCUCCCCAAGAUUGGAAGAAUAUAUUUGAAAAGAAAGAGUCAUCUUCCAAAGAAGAUUUUGCUGUGGAAGAACCAUUCCACCACAUAGAAAUGAAACACUGCCUACAGGAGGAGGGCCCCUGGUUGGUGUCAUUAGGAGAAAGGCAGGAUUGGAAGAACCAGCUAAGGGAGCACCAGGAGGACUCUUGGAGUCAAGUGGUACUUACCACAGAGACACUGUUUGCUCAAGGGGACCACUGUGAGCAUGACCUUGGGGGAAGUUACCUGAGUAUAAGCCUUCUACCUCCAACAUUACUCACAAGAACACAUUUCCGUACCCUUGACUCACAGGUUAAAAUGUUGAAACAGAAUUCAGUUUUCAUGAAUCAUGAGAAAGGCCAGGUUGAUAGAAAGCCUUAUGAAAAUCACCAAAGUGCUGGAGUCUUCUCUCGGAGCAUUUAUUUGAAUAAACUUGGAAAUGUUGAAAUGAGAAAUAAAAAACUUUGUGAAUAUACUGUCACUAGUGACUCUUUGAGCUAUGGUACCUCCCUGCAAUUUCAUAAUAGACUUUUCUCAGCAGAGAACAACAAUAACUGUCCAGACUAUGGAAACAUCAUCAAUCAUAGCAAGACUUGGAAUGAACACAAGCCGAUGCAUCUUAGAGAAUGUCAGUAUGAGUGUGAUGACUGCCUCAUACAAACCGGAAUAAGUGAUUGUAGAGAAGCACCAUUUAGGUGUGGGGAGGAACAUAAUGCCUUCCACGUAGCCUCAUCUUUUACUGGCUGUGACAUCAUUCAGACUGGAAAGAGGCCACAUGCAUGCUGUCAGUGUGGAAAAUCUUUCAGCUGUUGUUCUAAGCUUGUACACCAGAGAACACACACUGGAGAAAAGCCCUAUGAGUGUACUCAGUGUGGCAAGUCUUUCAGCCAGAGCUAUGACCUUAUCGUACAUCAGAGAACACACACUGGAGAAAAGCCCUUUGAGUGUAACCAGUGUGGGAAAUCCUUCACCCAGAGUUCCAAACUUAUUAGGCAUCAGCGAACUCACACUGGAGAAAACCAUAUAAAUGUCACGAAUGUGGAAAAUCUUUCAGGUGGAACUCUAACCUUAUUGUACAUCAAAAAAUUCAUACCGGAGGGAUGCCUGGGUGGCUCAGUUGGGUAAGCAGCUGC
This is a messenger RNA of Neogale vison (American mink), 1633 nucleotides long. RefSeq names its product zinc finger protein 544-like. Lineage: Eukaryota; Metazoa; Chordata; Mammalia; Carnivora; Mustelidae. Gene Ontology annotation, molecular function: DNA-binding transcription repressor activity, RNA polymerase II-specific. The record is from RefSeq and is a predicted model, not a curated record. Gene Ontology annotation, biological process: negative regulation of transcription by RNA polymerase II.